UAAUCACGUGAUCAAUUUGACGUUGGUUUUUGGCGUCGUUUGACAUUCCUCUCAUAAGAAAUCUCUGAUGAACAAUUAAAAGAACUUUUUUUAUCCUUCUUUGUUAUGAAAAUUGAAAAAAUAUUUGAGAAUCAUGAGUGCAGCAGAAGCCGAAACGGUCAGCGACUUGAUUCAACAAAUGAUAACGUCCAUGUGUGGAGAACAAAAACCAGAGAUAAUAAGACGAUUCAUGCGGUUCUCCCUGGGCCUCUUAUCAUCGACUCAGGGCGUUGAGGCAUUUCGUGAUGACGAGAUAUCCGUAAUCAAUCAUAUAAAAAAUAAACUUACUACAAGGGAAAAUAUUUACCUUGAAAAAUUAAUGAAUGAUCUGAAAGACAAUCCCCUGAGAAAUCGAGUUGGAAUCCUGGUAUUUCUCCUGCACAUGAGCCAGUCAGGAGAGCGCGACAGAUUUUCCUUACACGAUAUGCGAUUGGGAUUGCCUUCACCGGUGGCAUCAACGAGUGCUCAGACCCCUUCAUCAGGAUCUCAAGCACACAUAGUCGCUCUCAACACACCAGAUUCAAGCAGUCAGGGAACGCCACUGAGCACCAGCAGGAUAUUCAAUGAGGACUGCAUAUCCGAAGAUAUUCUUGUUCAGGAGCUCAUCUACUCAUUCCAGGGCAUUGAGGGGAGAAUAUUAAAGCUGGAUACAACGUAUGGUUUUCAAAUAGGCCAUCAAGCGAAGCUCAAUCGCUAUCACCAACAGGCAGUUCUUCGUCUCAGCGAACUCGGUUACCUGCACAACGCUGUUCGUCGUGGCCUCGAAAGGAUCUCCCCAAAAGGAGCUGGGAGAGUGUCAGACAGCCUCGUCGCUGCCUUACAUAAAGAAUUGUCUGAAUACUAUCGAUUGAUAGCGAUGAUGCAGGAAGAAGUCAACAGAGCACAGGGAUCCAUAGGCUUCGAACCAGUUACCUUGUCCCAUCUUCACCUGUGGGCGUACGAUCCUCUGGAAAGUCUGAAAUGGCUAGCCAGUAUUGUUCGCGCUUGUCAAGAGCAGAAAGGAGGGGCCCUAGCAUCAGUUGUCUACGAAUUCAGUCAUCACGGGGAUCCAAGAGUCCAAAAGCUCGUUAAAAGAAUUCUGGAAAGUGUUUGUGAGCCGCUCUACAACAUGCUGAUUCGAUGGAUCACUGAUGGCAUUUUGGAUGAUCCAUUUCAAGAAUUUUUCAUUGAGGCCCGUCCUAACGUAAAUGGUGACAGAAUGUGGCAUGAGAAGUAUCUAGUCAGAGAUGCCAUGGUCCCCAGUUUCAUCAGCAAGUCACAGGCAAGGAAGAUCCUUGGAACAGGAAAGAGUAUUAACUUUCUCAGAGAAGUGUGCAAAGAUUCAACGCCUCUUCAUGGAAGGGAUGACGAAAUAUUCAGCGAUGGCCCAGGAAAGUGUAAUGUCGAGGCUUUCUUUGAUAUGGAUCCGGACGGGCCCUUGCAAACUAUCAUGGAAGCUGCGUACAAGGAGACGUCCACCAGAGUUGUUGAGAUACUUACAAAGGAGUAUCAACUGAUGGAUCAUCUGCAAGGUAUCAAAGGGUAUUUGCUGCUGGGCCAGGGCCAUUUUGUUCAACAUCUCAUGCAUUUGUUGGAGCCUCAGUUGGCGAAACCAGCGAAUUCCUUGUAUCCACAUAAUAUUUCGUCGGUGUUGGAGACUGCUAUAAGGGCGACUUGCACGAAAAUCGAGGAUAUCGAUGUCCAAAGAAGGCUGGACAUCAGAAUGCUACCUCCAUCGGAGAAUGAAACUGGGUGGGAUGUCUUCAUGCUGGAUUACAAUGUGGAUGGACCCAUUGGAACGAUACUGGAGCCAUGUAGAGGAACGUACCAGGCGGUAUUCUUUUCGCUGUGGAAAGCAAAGCGAAUGGAAUACAUUCUUUCAACGAUUUGGAAGCAUGAGAUUACAACAGCUAAAAUUUUGCGAAAAAUGCCAGAGGUCUUGCCAAUCCAAAAUCUCAUUCAUCUGAUAACAAGUUCAAUGGUGCACUUAGUUCACCAAAUGCAAUAUUAUUUUCUGUUCGAAGUAAUUGAGUGCUCAUGGGAUGUUUUUACAAAUAAUCUGAAACAAGCGACAUCAUUGGACGAUAUCAUUUUGGCUCAUGACAAUUUCGUUGAUUCGGUUAAGAAAGGAACACUUUUGGAUGAAAAUUCUCAGGAAUUGAGAGAUCAGUUGCGUACAGUUUACAAUCCAAUUUUGAGUCUCCAGAGUAUUGAAGAAACAUUUUUAGCGCGGGCUACAGUCGAGUAUGAGGCUAGGAUGAAGACAAAUAAAUUCAUCAAUGUUCAGAGCGAAAAGAGUAAAACUUGGGGUAGAACGACUACUGCGGAUGCCGAUGCCAUCGAGAGAAUGAACGCAUUCUCUAAAUAUCUUACAACUCUGUCGAAACAGUUGAAGGUAUUGUCGAAAACUUAUCAGGAUCAAGUGAAGAAAUUCCUCUUGAUGCUGGCGUCGACUGAGGAUGUAUCUUUGCAACUCUUGAGUGUGCGAUUAGACUUCAAUGAACAUUACAAGAGCAAAGACAGUAGUUUAUUGGCGCCAUUGAUGUACCAACAUCGUCGGCAAAGUGAUCACUCUUUCCUCGUGAGUAAGUGACAGCCAAUAACCGAAUCAGCUACUUCAGAGAAUCCCAGUGAGAUUGGCCACGUUAGAGAAACAAAAAGAGGACUAUUGUUGGACAAUCUCGAGAAAUCGAGGUCUAAAGAUGGUCGAAGGAAGAAAACAAGUGUCAAGAUCAAUUGCGAAGAUUACGUUGAUAAAUCACGCCGAACUAACUUGAAGCACGUUCAGGCAAGUAAAAGAGCCUUUCGAAUAUUCCUGGAGGGAGAAAUCUUGGCACAAACUAAAAUGGAAUUUGCAAAUAAUGCCAGUGAUAUUACAACACCCAUGACACCAUUUGGCUAUCAAGAAGUAGACUUUCCAUUGUAUCCAAAGAAAUUUGCUCUUCUGCCACUCGAAGGAAUGCCGUCGGAUUCAAAGAAAUCUUAUGGUUCUACCCGAUCGGAAAAUCCUCCGGAUGACUUCACACAACUAAAAAUAAACAUUCACGAGAAUCGCUUUUUUAAUCAUCGUAAUGAGCCACACAGCUAUCAUUUAGAGGGGAAAAAAUCAACUCAGAAGAACCAUGAUUUUUAUGACAAAGGUGAACCCGAUAUGCUGCACUGGCAUAUGAAUUCAAGUUUUUGUGAUACAGCUUCUGUCGAGGGCUCAUUAUCCGGUGAUAGCCUCUCUAAGAUUGCACUUUGUAGUGAUGAUGAGAGUGGAAAAUUUCAGCGUUGGUGGAAAAAGAAGAAAAAGAUCUUUUGCUGUGUCGGUUAAUGUCUUUCUUUUUCAUCAGAAAGGAAUAUGUGAAUCUAUUUAAGGUACCGCUUUCUUGGAAAUACACAGGUUUCUGACAUUCAGAACAUCUUGUAAAGUUCUGUCAGUGAAGCAUCUUCAAUUGGUGUUCUCGCACCGCCUUCUGUCGCUGUUUAGUGCACGUUCCGCGAGGUUGAAUUGUUGAAAUAAAUACUUGAAUUGUUGGAACAA
Molecule: messenger RNA, 3544 nt
Organism: Diachasmimorpha longicaudata
Lineage: Eukaryota; Metazoa; Arthropoda; Insecta; Hymenoptera; Braconidae
Gene: Grip91
Product: gamma-tubulin complex component 3
Exons: 3
Coding region: 134-2611 (825 amino acids)
Biological process (GO): microtubule nucleation; cytoplasmic microtubule organization; spindle assembly
Cellular component (GO): spindle pole; gamma-tubulin complex; centrosome
Molecular function (GO): gamma-tubulin binding; microtubule minus-end binding
Source: RefSeq, a predicted model, not a curated record